Messenger RNA from Symbiodinium necroappetens, 837 nucleotides. The record is from the annotation of a GenBank genome assembly. Lineage: Eukaryota; Dinophyceae; Suessiales; Symbiodiniaceae.
GUUGAGGCACUCCUCCAGAUGCCCCAAGAUCCGGACGCGCCGGAUGGCGAUGGCGACACCGCCUUGCAGAACCUGGCCGCAGCCUUUGGUUGCAACGAGAGCUUGGAGCUGCUCCUUGAGGCCCGUGCAGAUGCGAGCCAAACCAAUGGCCAUGGCCUGACACCCCUUGUCGCUGCAGCGGCGAAUGGACGUUUGGGCACAACACGGUUGCUUUUGGAGGCCGGUGCCUCACCAAACCCGGAGGACAAGGACUGGGAAACUCCCCUCUUUGCAGCUGCACGCUCGGGGCACUGGGAGGUGGCAGAGCUCCUGCUCUGUUCCAAGGCAGAUUACGAGCAUACCACGAAGUCCGGCAUGACGGCCCUGGGACUGGCAGCACUGGGUGGCCACAGCGAUGUGGCUCGUUUGUUACUUGAGGCCCGGGUGGAGAUUGACCCGGUCGACGCUGCGGGCGAGACUCCUCUAUUCUAUGCUUCGCGCGACGGGCAAGGUGAUGUCGCAUGCUUGUUGCUGAAGGCCGGCGCAGACGCAGAUAGAGAGACGCCGGGAGGCCAAUUUCCCCUCCUAGCCGCUUGUGAAGGUGGCCACCUGGAUGUAGUCCACCUCCUACUGGAAGCGAAAUCGAUGCUUGACAGGACUGGGCCGGACCUUAAAACACCUCUCAUGGUCGCUUCCCGGUGCGGCUACACAGAGGUGGUAUCGCUGCUUCUGGAGCAGAGGGCGAGCACAAGUGCUACCGACAUCUUCGGAGAGUCUGCAUACCUGGCAGCAUGUCGGUCUCAGAAGCCUGAAGUCGUUCAGCUUUUCACUCGGACUGGCAUUCGUGACGACCCUUAA